Sinocyclocheilus rhinocerous is the source of this 1552-nucleotide messenger RNA. RefSeq names its product butyrophilin subfamily 1 member A1-like. The transcript has 8 exons. Gene Ontology annotation, molecular function: signaling receptor binding. The record is from RefSeq and is a predicted model, not a curated record. Lineage: Eukaryota; Metazoa; Chordata; Actinopteri; Cypriniformes; Cyprinidae. Gene Ontology annotation, cellular component: external side of plasma membrane. Gene Ontology annotation, biological process: T cell receptor signaling pathway; regulation of cytokine production. Bases 7 to 1488 code for a protein of 493 amino acids.
UUAGAGAUGAAGUUCAUUUGUUUGACUUUGCUGAUGAUUAGUGGAAUUACAGAUUCAAUAUCAGAGCGGUAUGAAGUCGUGGGUCCUGCAGAUCCUGUGUUUGCUGUAGCUGGUGAAGAUGUGAUUCUGCCCUGUUCAGUCAAACCCAACAUCAGUGUUGUGGACAUGAGAGUGGAGUGGUUUAGAUCUGAUCUGAAAGACUCGCAACUAGUGCAUCUCUAUGAGAAUCAUGAAGACAGAAAUACAGAUCAGAUUCAGUCCUACAGAGGGAGAACAAAACUGAAUCAUCCAGAACUACAGAGAGGAAACGCAUCACUCAAACUCUCAUCAGUCCGAGUCUCUGAUGAAGGACUUUAUAAAUGUUUCAUUCAGUCCAAAUCCCGGUCUGAUGAUGCCACUGUUAAUGUCAGUGUUGAAGCUGUAGGACGUCCUCCAGUGAUCACUGUAGAUGGGUUUGAUCAUUCAGGAGGGCUUCAUCUACAGUGUGAAUCUGAAGGUUGGAACCCUGAACCUGAUCUUGAGUGGCUGGACAGUGCAGGAGUCAGUUUGAGUUCAGAAACUACAGAGGCACACAGAAACACAGAGGGAUUCAAUGUGAAACAUACUAUCACUGUACAUCACAGUGACAAGAUUCACUGCAGAGUCAAACUGAGACAUCACAUGCUGGAGGCACUGAUUAUCAGCUCAAGUAAUAUGUUUAAUUCUUGGAGGACAUCAGUCAUCGUGAUUGUUGUGCUCAGUGUGAUUGCUGGAAUACUGAUAGCUGUGUUUGCUCAUAAAAACAGAGAGCACAGUCGAUUACAGAAUGAACACAGUCAACUACACUAUGAACACAGUCAACUACAGGAUGAGAAGAGGAGACUACAACAUGAAUUUUCUUUAGAACGUGAUCAACUUUUACAAAGUCUGAAGACAAUCAUACCUAAAGCUCUCACACAUUCAAGAACACACAAGGUGAAUGUGAUUCUGGAUGCUGAUAUGGCUCAUCCACGUCUCAUCGUGUCUGAUGAUGGGAAACAAGUGAGAGAUGGAAACAGACAAACAGGAGUGAAUGGGGAAAAAGACAGAUUUGAUGAAUAUCUUGGUGUUCUUGGGAAGGAUGGAUUCUCCUCAGGGUGUUUUUACUUUGAGGUGCAGGUGAAAGGACAAACUAGGUGGUAUUUAGGAGUGACCAGAGCAUCUGUUAGCAGGAAGGGGUCGAUCAGUCUGAGUCCUGAGAAUGGAUACUGGUCUGUGGGUCUGGAAAUUGGGAAGUAUAGGGCUCGUGAGUCUUCAUAUGUCUAUCUUUCUCUGAGUGUGGAUCCUCAGAGGGUCGGUGUGUUUGUGGAUUAUGAGAAGGGUCUCGUCUCCUUUUAUGAUGUGGAGUCCAUGUAUCAUAUCUAUUCUUACACUGAUCAGUCUUUUGAUGAGAAACUCUAUCCAUUUGUUAGUUUGGGGUAUUGGAGGAAUGAAAACCCCACACCACUGAUUAUCUGUGAUGAUUACUAAUGAGAUCAGUGACUGAAUUUACACGAUCAACUGAAAUAAACAAAAUACAAUUUAAAAAAGUGUA